This is a messenger RNA of Cylindrotheca closterium, 5127 nucleotides long. NCBI's taxonomy places the organism in Eukaryota, Bacillariophyta, Bacillariophyceae, Bacillariales, Bacillariaceae. The record is from the annotation of a GenBank genome assembly.
AUGGGGAAAACUGAGAAGGUUGAGAAAGAGAAGCACGCUUCUGGCGAUCGAGCAGUGGAGACCAGUGGUGCUUCUCAACCAACAAAAACUGACGAUAGCAUUGAUGAAUGGUUUGCCGCACUUUCGGUUGAAGAGCAAGCGAGAGCAGUGGGGUUUCAAGACGGCACCAUGUUUUCAAUCAUUCUCAAACAUGCUUUGCUCGCGUCGUCGUUUCCCACGUUGAAGGACAUUCCGGAAAGCAGGACAGACAAAAAAGAUUUGAGCAAUUCAUUACAUCGGUUCGGAUGGCACGCAGAGGUUUCAAUCAAUGACUUCGAAGCCUCAAUCCCGAGUACCAUUACUUCAGAUGAAACGGAAACAAACGAUAAGGAUGUGAAGAAAGCGAGUUCUGAAGAGAAGACGAAAGAUAACACAGUAGAACAACAAAAUGAAUCCAACGGCUUAUCGGCGACAACAGAAACGAAAACUACCGUUGGCAAAAACAAGGAACCUGGAGCGACACAUCUGUCAGAUGCCUAUAGAAUACAUGUCGCUAAGGAAAAAUCUACGCUAUCUAGUCAAGAAGGGGGCGACGCUGCCGCAAAGUCCUCUGCAAGUCCGUUCUAUUCCUUCAAUUCCAACGACGCAGAGACAAAUAUUGCUGAAAUGAUGAACAACAUUUGUGUCAUCUUUUCUUCAAACAACAAGCUAAAUCUUUCCGAUACAUCAAAGCAUGCCUUUGUUACGCUACAGCCAUCCUAUUUGCGGGUACAGAAUGAAGCAGACGUGCUUUCAGCUAUGAAAGCAAUUCUGAGUCAUGCCAUUCCGAAUCAUUCUCAUUUUGCAUCCCCUCUGGAAUCAUCGUGGGAGUCCCUUCGAAAUUUUGUCUUUGACAGUGCUAAAACGGGCAAAACCACGAUACCGUUGUAUGCAUUGGUUGUAUUGCGCAUGACGUCGGCAGUUAUCGAAUCCUAUCUACAGUCAACACUAGCGGAAGGCAACGAUAUAUCUGACACAUCAAUAUUACCAAUGCAUGAAACUGGCAAUCCCGGUGUAAAGACUGGUGGCGGCCAAAUGGCUUCGUCGUCACCAGUCUUUGGGUGCCUGGUGCAGCUUAGUUCGCUUCCAGAAACCGAACAGGCGCUGGUCCUAGAUUUAUCGGAUGCCUCCUUUUCAACUGGAGAUCGCAAAGCACUGUCGAGUGAAGGGGUAGGUGUGAUACUUCCUUUCCAUUUGCUUUUACGAGAGAUGAAUUCUAGCCUACCAAAUAAUUCUGCGCUGUCCACAAAUGAUGCUGCCACAUCAAUUGUUCAAAACUACGUUCAAGACGGAUCCAGAAAUUCUCAUAAGCAAUCGUCCUCUAAACCAGAUACGGCACCAAGUAAAUCCGACGCCAACUCGAACGAAACUUCAAAGGGCUCAUCUCAGCAAGAGACCAAAAUGGUUCUCGAACCUGCAAGAGAAAACGAGCAGGUGUCAAGGUCCACUGGCGGGGGGAAGAGGAAGAAGAGGAAGAAAAAGAAACGAAAAGGAACUAGCAGUCAUGGUCAAAAUGUUGGGUCUAAAAUGCAAUCGAAUGUAACAGAGCAGCAAGAGGAGGCGUCGCAACGACCUGAUAAGGAGGAGAAAAUGCUGAUGAAAAAAGAUAAAGCAUCUGCAUUGGACACACCGAAAGCUGAUGAUCGGAAGGAAAACGGCAAACAAAACAAUUUGGAAAAAGACGAAACUGAAUCAGACGCACCGACUAACAAUGAGACAAAAGCGUCAGCUAUCGAACCUUCUACUGUUGAGAAUGUCUCACCGAAGUCUCAAAUAUCGAACCAAAAACUUCCAAUGGAUGAUGAUGGCAGUGACAGUGAGGAUGACGAAAAGACCGAGCCCUUAGGCAAGAAUGAGGCUAAGAAACCGGCUCGGGAGUUGACGACGAAUGACUCCAAGAAUUUCAGUCCGAAUAUCAUUGCAGGCCUUUCAACGAUCGCCGAUAUUGAAAAUGACGACAGUGGCGAAUGGGAAACCGUGGAAGUCAAGGGACGUGGAAAUAGGAAAAAAGCAGCUGAAAGAGCGAACCAAAACCGUUUCCAGUCACACCAGCAUGGCCAAUCGCAUAGUGGUCAGAUCAGUACAACUUCCAAAAAGUCCAAGUCUUCAAAAAGUGGUAACAGAAAACAACGAGCAAACAUGCGGAAAAUGGUCCGGGAGAUUCUCUCGACAGUGCUUGACAGAGUUGAAGAGGAAGUUCAAAAGCGCCACCAAGGUCGUCGGGAGACAGGUAAUUCCGCAGUAAACAGUUCCGGUUCGGCGAUAGCGCCUAUUCACGGCAAAAAGACAAUAAUCGCAUCACGGGAAAAACCUUUGUCGCAAACGAGAGAUCAAUCCAAAAAUUUAUCUGUGCGCGACACCAUUGCUAGCCGUCAAGAAGAUAGUGCACCGAAAGGAAGCAGAAGCCCUGUCCGAAGUGCAGCGAAUCGCUUGCGUCAGCGAGACGGGCGAUCAGGCCAAGGGCAGAUACGCCGGGGAGCUGAUGGAUUUAUAUACCGCGAAAAGACAAAUGCAACAGGAACUGGUGCUGAUCAAAAUACAGCCCCAACGGUUCAAGAGACCCUUUCCGCCGUUUCAGUGGAAACUUCAGCCAGACACGUCCCCGCAGUGGGUGCUGAGGUAGUUCGAGGAGACAUUAGCUUGGGAGACAGCGGGCAAACCUCAAAACCCCAAUCAUCGCAAACUGGCAAAGAAGUGUCGCCUCCGUUGCCGACGCUUCUGAGCCCAGAAAAUGCAAACAGUGCAUCAUCUUCUGUAGCCUCAAGUCUGGAUACUUCCCAUGCGGGCCAUCAGAACAACCACGUUGCGUCCCAACAAGGGAAAGAGAAGGAUGUGGGAUACCACCUCCUGGAUGUAUGUGACAGGCUAACACGCGAUAUUAACAUCUUUAUGAAACGACGAGAAAACGCGCUCGAAGCUCGUCGGAGAGAACGCGGUGCUGUGCUUUUGGCUCUUCAGGGCACCGUAUCUUCGAUUUGGCCAAAUUUGUGUAAUGUUGAAAUGUAUGGCAGUUGCGCAACGCAAUUGGAUCUUCCAUCCUCUGAUCUUGACGUAGUGGUAACAGGAUUAUACAAACCCGCGAUGAAACCGUCAAAGCCCGGUCCGAACAAGGGACAUCCACAAAAGACGAAUGAAGAUAGGCGCAGCCCGACAGAACCAACAUCAAAUGGUGGCUCCAGUGGCAGCGUGGCUGGGAACAGCUGCUCUAAUGAUCCAGUCAAAGAUCGAAUUGCUGCGCAGCAAGCAGAACUUCUUCACCCAGGAUACAGCCAUAUCUCACAGAACGCAGAGCGCAUUGUUCGCCUAGCUGUAGAACUUGAGACACAACCAUGGGCUGUUCAUGUCAAAGCGAUUCCUACGGCCAGCGUGCCAGUAAUCAAAAUUCUAGCAGACCCCACCAGGAUAUCUGGAAACGGAGAAUGGUUGAUGCAAGAACCUUCAGUUGCUGAAGCUAGUGCUGUAAGUAGCAACCAACGGGGAAUGUUGAAACAAGACAAAACAAGCAGGAGUGCACAGUCGCCUAUGCCUACCUUUCAAAGCCAACAAACGCUUCCUUGGCGUGGGGCAGAUGUGAUGAAUGGGUUGCUGAAAGUAGAUAUCACGUUUGAGGGACCCGAGCAUGGUGGCAUUGGAUCAACAAAGUUCUCCUCCCGAGUGGUGAAGGAGUUUUGUGACGAAACAAGCCUUCCACAAGAUGGUACACCGGCUGUGCAGGUAUUGAUGGUUGUCAAAGAGCUCCUUGCACAGCGUCGGCUCAAUGAACCCUUUUCUGGUGGAUUAAGCAGUUAUGCCCUGCUCCUUUUGGUAAUUUCCGUACUUCGUGAAAGAGCCAUCAUCUGUCAGGAACUGGAGAUAGUGGAGAGGCAAAGACAGCUUGUUGCGUCAGAGGAUGUCGAGCAAAGAACAGGUCGUUCCUCUCCAAACCAGCCAGCAGCAGGGAAGGUAUCCGCCGACGAAAAAUUAUCCAAGCUUGCACAACCAGCACUACACAUGGCGAAUAGCAAGCCGAGCUGGAACGUAGCUGCGAGAGGGGGCUCAUCAUCCUCUCAUUCUGCUGACAAGAAUGCUCAAGCGCAGCCAGGUCCAAAGAAAGCGAAUACUGCGCAACCAGCGAAGGCUGGCCCAUCAUCUUGGGCAUCCAUUGCAAUGAAAAGCUCGUCGCCACCUAACGCUGUAAAAGCUAAUAAAGAUGGUCCAGAGAAAUCAAACUCGGAGAAGGCAAGUGGACGGCAAGGCAAAACUGUUCGAAAAGCCAGUAGCUUCGCAGAUGCCGUUGCCAAUGGGCGGCGAGCAACAAAACAGACUGGUGGAAAAGCUGGUUCGGUUUCGCAGCCUCGGAAAGAUGAAGCCCAACAUAGAGAGAAAACUAAGUCGGCGGCUCAAAAGUCUGCCACCAAAGCUGACCAAAAGUCUGCUGCACAACCAAAACUGCAGUCGAGGGCGUCUUCGCCACCUUCCCGUCAAGCAGGUUCAGCUGCUUCUGGUUUGCAGAGUGCGCAGCAAGUCAUCGAUGAUGCCGCAUUUACUGAAGUGCGAUCCAUGUUUCCACAGGGCUUUCACGAUGUCACAGAAGUAUUAUGUUCCGGGGAAACAACUGCUGGAAAACUGCUGAUGCACUUUCUUCUCUUUUAUGGCCAACACUUUGAUUCGCAAUCAACCGCCAUCGAUUACUCUGGAACUCACAAGCGAGACAUGAAGGGGAAUAACGGUUACUCUCAAGUAUCACCUUACAUGCGUCGAAGAAGCGGGGGAUCUUAUGAUCCCAUGACAGGAAUGCUUACUGUUGACCCAAUCGUUGUAUAUGAUCCUCUGGAAGGCGCAGAGACAAGCAACGUGGCUCGAAGCUGCUUUGCAUGGAGUAGUAUUCGUUGGGUAUUUGCUCAAUCGUACUUGACAUUGUUAAGUACGGUUGAAAUAAACCAAAAGCACGCUGCUGGACAAGGUGGUAAUACGCAUGGAAUAUCGAGAAGCGAAGGAAACACCCCAAGUACAAGCCAAAACGAAAACGAGCUAUCUCAUCCCUGGAACGGUCCUUAUGGUCAUGAUAAGUCUGGAAACAUGAUGAUCGAUGCUUCAUCCCCACUUCUUGAGUUACUUUUGUCGUUCUAA